AUGUCGUACAGCUACAAGACCGAUCAGAAUUCAUACUACGAAGUCGACCAAUCCACCCUCGCUGCAGAUACGGCCACCACCACCACCCCGAACCCGUCGACGUUCGGACCUACGUCGCCUAUAUCCAGCACGUCCGACGCCCACGUCUAUUUCCACUUGGGACACACGGGCCACGAGGUCGCGCCUAAGAAAUUUCCUGCGUGUAUCUCGGCCGGCAAAGGCGUCAUCGUCCGAGAAGGCUUCUUGCGCGGAGCGUGGACAUGUGUGCGGGCAUUUGAGAGCUAUGGGCAGGAUUGUUGGUGGCAUUGGAGAGGCGCAGACAACAGUAACAACAACGACGACGAUGAUAACGAUGAUGAAGACGACAAUGGGAAUGGCAAAGGACUACUACCACCACCACGGAGCGUCACGUUUCCUGCAGACCCCAGUACCGACACGCCCGCGCACAUGAUCCGCAUCGUGGGAUGCCAGAUGAUUGAGUUGUCGGUCCUCGCUGUUGACGAUACCUCUUCCGCCCAUGAUAAUGAUGGCGACGGUGAAACCGCUGCACAUGUUGGAGAAGGACACUUCAUCCGACUUCAAGUCAAAGCGCUCGUCGCCGCGGCGAACGACGAAUUCUCCCCCAAGGGCGGCACAGAGGGCUGUCCCAUUUGGAUCGGCGUCGACGAGUCUCCUGAGAAUAUCUUUCGCUCUGUGAUUCGCCAGAGACCAUCACAUCAACACAAACAACGACAACAACACGGGAUGUGGUAG
This is a messenger RNA of Fonsecaea pedrosoi CBS 271.37, 753 nucleotides long. RefSeq lists its product as uncharacterized. The coding region runs from base 1 to 753 and encodes 250 amino acids. The transcript has a single exon. Lineage: Eukaryota; Fungi; Ascomycota; Eurotiomycetes; Chaetothyriales; Herpotrichiellaceae. The record is from RefSeq and is a predicted model, not a curated record.